Molecule: messenger RNA, 2397 nt
Organism: Enhydra lutris kenyoni (northern sea otter)
Lineage: Eukaryota; Metazoa; Chordata; Mammalia; Carnivora; Mustelidae
Product: solute carrier family 6 member 17
Exons: 12
Coding region: 181-2364 (727 amino acids)
Biological process (GO): L-leucine transport; sodium ion transmembrane transport; alanine transport
Cellular component (GO): plasma membrane; synaptic vesicle
Source: RefSeq, a predicted model, not a curated record
UGGGAGGGGCGGUGCGCCCGCCACCCGUCUGGGACCGCAGCUACUCGGCCGGAGUGCAGGGUCCGAAUCCGCGCGACGGCCCACGCCGGACAGGUCCCCGGAUGAGAAGGAGCUGACGGCAGCCGAGAGUCACCUUCUCUGAGUGCGGCGGAGCGGGGCUGUGUGGCCUAGGCGGCACCCAUGCCGAAGAACAGCAAGGUGACGCAGCGUGAGCACAGCAACGAGCAUGUCACGGAGUCGGUGGCCGACCUGCUGGCCCUCGAGGAGCCGGUGGACUACAAGCAAAGCAUCCUGAACGUGGCGGGUGAGGCCGGUGGCAAGCAGAAGGCGGCAGAUGAGGAGCUGGAGGCUGAGGACCGGCCGGCCUGGAACAGCAAGCUGCAGUACAUCCUGGCCCAGAUUGGGUUCUCUGUGGGCCUGGGCAACAUCUGGAGGUUUCCCUACCUGUGUCAGAAAAAUGGAGGCGGUGCAUACCUUGUGCCCUACCUUGUGCUGCUGGUCAUCAUCGGGAUCCCGCUCUUCUUCUUGGAGCUGGCUGUGGGCCAGAGGAUCCGCCGUGGCAGCAUCGGUGUGUGGCACUACGUGUGUCCCCGCCUUGGGGGCAUCGGCUUCUCCAGCUGCAUAGUCUGCCUCUUUGUUGGGCUGUAUUAUAACGUGAUCAUCGGGUGGAGUAUCUUUUACUUCUUCAAGUCUUUCCAGUACCCGCUGCCGUGGAGCGAAUGUCCCGUCAUCAGGAAUGGGACUGUGGCAGUGGUGGAGGCAGAGUGUGAGAAGAGCUCAGCCACUACCUACUUCUGGUACCGAGAGGCCUUGGACAUCUCCAACUCCAUCUCGGAGAGCGGUGGCCUCAACUGGAAGAUGACCCUGUGUCUCCUGGUGGCCUGGAGCAUUGUGGGUAUGGCCGUCGUCAAGGGCAUCCAGUCCUCGGGGAAGGUGAUGUACUUCAGCUCCCUCUUCCCCUACGUGGUGCUCGCCUGCUUCCUGGUCCGGGGGCUGCUGCUGCGAGGGGCCGUCGAUGGCAUUCUGCAUAUGUUCACCCCCAAGCUGGACAAGAUGCUGGACCCCCAGGUGUGGAGGGAGGCGGCCACCCAGGUCUUCUUCGCCCUGGGUCUGGGCUUCGGGGGCGUCAUCGCCUUCUCUAGCUACAACAAGCAAGACAACAACUGCCACUUCGACGCCGCGCUGGUGUCCUUCAUUAACUUCUUCACCUCGGUGCUGGCCACGCUCGUGGUGUUUGCUGUGCUGGGCUUCAAGGCCAACAUCAUGAACGAGAAGUGUGUGGUCGAGAAUGCCGAGAAAAUCCUGGGGUACCUCCAUACCAACGUCCUGAGCCGGGACCUCAUCCCGCCCCACGUCAACUUCUCGCACCUGACUGCCAAGGACUACACGGAGAUGUACAAAGUCAUCAGGGCCGUGAAGGAGGACCGUUUCGCCUCCCUGGGCCUUGACCCCUGCCUUCUGGAGGACGAGCUGGACAAGUCCGUGCAGGGCACAGGGCUGGCCUUCAUCGCCUUCACCGAGGCCAUGACGCACUUCCCUGCCUCCCCGUUCUGGUCUGUCAUGUUCUUCCUGAUGCUUAUCAACCUGGGCCUGGGCAGUAUGAUUGGGACCAUGGCUGGCAUCACCACACCCAUCAUCGACACCUUCAAGGUGCCCAAAGAGAUGUUCACAGUGGGCUGCUGUGUCUUUGCAUUCUUCGUGGGGCUGUUGUUCGUCCAGCGCUCCGGAAACUACUUUGUCACUAUGUUUGAUGACUACUCGGCCACCCUGCCGCUGACCGUCAUCGUCAUCCUAGAGAACAUCGCCGUGGCCUGGAUCUAUGGAACCAAGAAGUUCAUGCAGGAGCUAACGGAGAUGCUGGGCUUCCGACCCUAUCGCUUCUAUUUCUACAUGUGGAAGUUCGUGUCUCCACUGUGUAUGGCUGUGCUCACCACGGCCAGCGUCAUCCAGCUGGGGGUCACGCCCCCAGGGUACAGUGCCUGGAUCAAGGAGGAGGCAGCCGAACGCUACCUGUACUUCCCCAAUUGGGCCAUGGCGCUCCUGAUAACCCUCAUCGUUGUGGCGACCCUGCCCAUCCCCGUGGUGUUCGUCCUGCGGCACUUCCACCUGCUCUCCGACGGCUCCAACACCCUCUCCGUGUCCUAUAAGAAAGGCCGCAUGAUGAAAGACAUCUCCAACCUGGAGGAGAACGAUGAGACCCGCUUCAUCCUCAGCAAGGUGCCCAGUGAGGCGCCGUCCCCCAUGCCCACCCACCGCUCCUACCUGGGGCCCGGCAGCACGUCCCCCCUGGAGACCAGCGGGAACCCCAAUGGACGCUAUGGAAGCAGCUACCUCCUGGCCGGCACCCCUGAGUCGGAGCUGUGACCACCGCCCCACACUCCCUGCCUGCCUCUCCCC